Molecule: messenger RNA, 1944 nt
Organism: Paralichthys olivaceus (Japanese flounder)
Lineage: Eukaryota; Metazoa; Chordata; Actinopteri; Pleuronectiformes; Paralichthyidae
Source: RefSeq, a predicted model, not a curated record
CAGUGUAAAAUGUCAGUGGUGCAGUUUGAGUGCAGCAGACUCGUUAACUGCGGGUUUAGGUUUAACCUCGGAGGAAGAGAGUGGGCCGCUGGGAGACGGAGGCCGGAGGAGGAGGAGGAGGAGGAGGAGGAGGGCUCUCUGGGCGGCUCCGCUCCCGCUGGUCAGCUGUUCCUGUCAGACAAACGUCUCCGGAACCACCGCAGGCGCCUCGAGCUUCUACCUGUCAACAAGUAAAAGCUGCCAUGGCCACUGGUGGAGCCUCAGCCCCAGGAGUCACCCAAUGGGCCACUAAGGUGGAGUUGACCAUCUCCUGUGAAAACCUCCUGGACAUGGACGUCUUCUCCAAGUCUGACCCUCUGUGCGCCAUGUACAUCAACACUUCAGGCUCCCACUGGUAUGAGUAUGGACGCACCGAGAUGAUCCUGAACUGCCUGAAUCCAAAGUUUGCCAAGAAGUUUAUCAUCGACUACUAUUUCGAGAUGGUGCAGAAGCUGAAGUUUUGCGUGUAUGACAUCGACAACAAUACCUAUGACCUGAGUGAUGAUGAUUUUCUGGGGGAGCUUGAAUGCACCCUUGGUCAGAUUGUUUCCAGCAAGCAGAUAACUCGAUCUCUGUUGCUGACAGACAAGAGGCCUGCAGGCCGUGGGACCAUAACAAUCUGUGCUGAAGAAAUCACAGACACCAGAGUGGCAGAUUUUGAGGUGUCGGGCCGCAAGAUGGACAAAAAGUAUCUGUGGUGGUCCGACCCUUUCCUGGAGUUCUACAAGCAGACAGAGACCGGCUGGCAGCUGGCUCACAGGACAGAGGUUGUGUACAACAACCUAAACCCAAUAUGGAGACCCUUCCGCAUCUCAUUGCGAUCGCUCUGUGGAGGAGAUGUGGAGAAGCCGAUCAAGGGUUUGACUGAAUACUAUUUGGUUGCAUUCAUUUAUUGUAUUAAAUAUGAAACCAAGACUAUUUUCUACUAUUUCUUGCAAGGAUCACACUCUUCUGGAUUUAGUUUAAUAUGUGCUGAUUGUUUACUUAUACCUUUAUUUUGUGUGUCUUUAUGUAGUAACAAAAUGUUUCCUGUCUUUGGUUUUGGAGCCAAGAUCCCUCCCUCCUGGCAGGUGUCCCAUGAGUUUCCAAUCAAUUUCAAUCCAGCAAAUCCAUUCUGUGCAGGCAUAGAGGGAGUGGUGCAGGCGUACCAGCAGUGUCUACCCCAGCUGAAGCUCUGGGGUCCCACCAACUUUUCUCCGAUUAUUGACCACGUCACCUGCUUCGCCAAACAAGCUGUCCGGCAGAACACGGCCUCGCAAUACUACGUGCUGCUCAUCAUCACAGACGGAGUGAUCACAGACAUGGACCAGACGCGCGCUGCGAUAGUAGAGGCCUCUCGUCUGCCCAUGUCUAUCAUCAUAGUGGGCGUGGGAGAUGCAGACUUCAGCGCAAUGGAGUUCCUCGACAGCGACGACAAGCUGCUGCGUUCGCCGACCGGUGACGUCGCUGCGAGAGACAUCGUCCAGUUUGUGCCAUUCAGGGAUUUCCAAGGAAACAGCGUGGCCCUUGCCCAGAGCGUCCUGGCAGAGCUGCCCGAUCAAGUGUCCUCCUUCUUCAAUUCUUACAAGCUGAAACCCCCAAAUAUAUCCACUGUUUCUGAGCCGUCUUAGAAAGGUGGGAUAAUGAACCCAAAUACCUCAUAUUUACCACAUGUUAUGUAUGUUAUGUUAUAUACAGCUUGUGCUGGCGCGUGUAGAGGAAGAAAAUUAUGGUCGAAUCAAAAACAGCAUUUAUUAUGUUUUUAAAAUGUAUUUGAAUUCUUGAAGAUGAAUUCCUCUGACAUGAUGCCUUGUAAUGCAUGAAAUCAUCAAGCAAUCAUGAUAAAAGUAAUCACACUGUGCACUACGAGUGUAUCACUGUGACAUGCUGCAAUGGCUUUGUUGAUUAAAGUGUUGUUUAAAUGUU